Molecule: messenger RNA, 1330 nt
Organism: Stylophora pistillata
Lineage: Eukaryota; Metazoa; Cnidaria; Anthozoa; Scleractinia; Pocilloporidae
Source: RefSeq, a predicted model, not a curated record
CACAUAAUGCAUUGAAUAUAUGUAGAAGGAAAAAGUCAGAAAUUCAUCAUUUCAAUUACGAUUUAUUCAUUUACUCAUUUUCUUCAACAGAAACGCUAGGUUUUGAAGGUGAAAUCGGAUCAAGUAAUUUUUACAUGACUGUCAGUGUUGCCAUUUUCAUAGAAAUUUCAGAGCUGACUGCUGGGGUCCCUGGUCUUGCAGGGUCAGCAGAAAUUAAUCGGCAUGUACAUGGGGCAUCUUCUGUUGGUACAAAGUAUACUUCUUGCAUUUGGAGGUAACCAGGCUAUUCGUUCCGCCGAGUCCGCAAAUGGAGGAAAUUCAUCGUCACGUGCCACAGACCACCCAGCCACAAGUUACUUUCCACGACCAUCAUCUAGUGCCACAGGUUUCCAAGCUACAGGCUCCCUUCACAAAAUUAGUUUCCACGGUCUAUUAGGAAUAGUAUUCACUCCAUUAUCAUCUGUCACUUUUGUUCAGGAAACUGCGUCUUCACUGAAAUUAACAAAAUCAUCAAAUCAUAUUGGCUUUCAAACGGCUGCGAAUUUCUCUGUAUUUUUUGAGCGGUCGAGUCCAACAUCCGGUAUUAUAGAUCUUUCCUCAGGUUCCUUAGUAUCAGCGCAGACGUCAUGCUCACCGUCAAGUGCCAGAGGUGUUCAGACAACCAGCAACUCGAUAGGUUCAGUGCAAAUACCUGGUGCUGUCUCUGGGUUUACUCCGGGAGAACCAUCGACAGUAGGUGAACCGUUGCCUCUUCUGGCUAAGAUACUCAUUCCUGUGGUUGGAGUCCUGUUCGUUGUGGUAGUUGGUGUCGCUUGGUGUUGCUGUGUACGAGGAAAGGAAAGAGAAAACUUCGAAAACCCCACCGAAUCAACACAGAUGGUACGACUUGAUGGGACCGAAAAUCGUGGAGGGUCCUGUUAACUCCAUGCGGUGUUAUUCCUGUGUCAAUUGCAACUCUAACAGGUUUUUAAACGAAAAGAUAAACAAGAACGACACACAAGACGGGAAUGAGUCUUUACAUUAACAAGUCAUGUCUCACUAACCACUACAUCGAGAUUAAACAUUUUAAAGCAAGAAGUGCAGAACAUUAAAAUCUAAGAGCAUGUAUUGCAAUUUUGUAAUCUGACCAUUGAUCAACCCAUAGGAAGUCUUAGAACUGUUGCACUCAGACUCUGAUAUCUGAGGGACAACAAACCAUUAUAAGCAUUCAGCUGUCACGUGACUUUCGGAAGGAACUCAACUGUAUGACCUCCGACUGUAGGUGACUAUCACGUGACUUAAAGCGUGACAUGAAAACGAGUCUGAUAAGGGACCACUCAUUACUCAUCGC